CCCACCUCCUCCAUGUAUCAAGGGAGAGACGCAAAGUAAAAUCAAGACAACCGUUUCACCCAACCAGUGAAACAAUUUGUGGAAAGCCGCUGGGAAAAGAUAUCGGUCAUUCACGCCAAGCUAAAGCGCGAGAAGAAGGUAGAGAAACACAAGAAGGCCAAAGCUCACGAUGUUGCUGUAAAAGCGGCUCUUGAGCUCGGCGAAGAGUCUCCGGCAAGGGAGAUGCCGCGCACGAUAGAGAACACUGGGGAGGCACUGUGCAACCCCGGCGACGAAGAGCUCUUUGCGAGCAACGUUGUGGAACAAAGCAGAGUGCUUUGAAAAAAUCUAAUUCCUAAGUGGUUUCUUGAAGAAGUAUCUAGGGUGGGACGAGAACAAACUACACUUAAUGUGAAACACUUACAGCUAGCCUUGUUCUAUAACCCGCGUUUGGAUAACAUAUCAGCUUGCUUUCACUUGUUGUAGAUGUGCCCAAAGUUAACCAACUUUGACAUACAUUUAAGGUUUUCCUUAGUUCGGGUCAUUUGCAAGGGCAGGACUAUUGGAGGAUUUGGAGCUCCCUAAGCAUACUAUUACGCAUGAGUUACGUUUAUUAUUAUUAGUAACUAUUUCCUUAGAGAAAUAUUGUGUAAUUAAGUAGGUUAUUUCCUACUAGGAUUCUUUCCUAGUUUUCUUGGCAAUUUAGCCGACCUAGGCUUCUAUAUGUACGUGUGCUACGCAUGAACUUGGAAUGACAGAUCUCAAUACAAUAUUCUGGUUCCUUUAUUGUUCAUCGAUUACCAACCGUGAUAUGGUAUCAGAGCCCCAAAACUGAAGCAUGGCAAUAGGCGAUGAAGAAGAAAAUGCUGACGGUCAGAAUCGGGGCCGGCAGGACCAUACAUUGCCGUUCUUUCUCGAACCGCAAGAUCGUCUGGGUGAUUUUAUCACCCCAGUACGGCUGAAUGGAAACAAUUACGAUGAGUGGGCAAACGCUAUUCGUUUGGCGUUGAGAGCACAAAGAAAGUACGUCUUUGUUGACGGAACAAUUCAAAAAUCAACUCCUCCAUGGACGGAAGAUGACUGGUUGACAGUCCAGUCUAUGUUGGUGUCUUGGCUGCUCAAUACGAUCUCUAUAGACGUUAAACAAACUCUAUCCACAUACGAGAAUGCACGAGAAUUAUGGAAAGAUCUUAAAGAGCGAUACUCUGCUGUGGAUGGACCCAAAAUACACCAAGUCAAGACUGAUCUUGCGCGGUGUUCUCAAGACAGAGGGAUGACAGUGGGAUGAGUUGAAAAUCUAUUGGGGUGAGUUGAAUAACUACGAGCCUAUAAUUGAGUGCAAGUGUGGGGGGCUGUAAAUGCGACGUCGCAAAACAAAAUGAAAAACGGAGAGAAUCUGAACGUUUCCAUCAAUUCUUGAUGGGUUUGAACACAGAUUUCUUCGGCCAAAUACGUUCCCAGCUUCUCACUCAGGUUCCGCUACAGACGCUGAACCGGGCGUACCAACAGACCACUCAAGAGGAAAGGGUUCAUGGGAUGACUGUGAAUUCCGAUAUCCCUGAUGUGAUGGGAUUUGCUGUCAAGACUGAAGGACGAGGGGCUGGUCCCGGAACUAAACCUGACAAAGCAGGUCUGGUAUGUACUUACUAUAAGUACACUGGGCAUGACGUUACAAGUUGUUUUGAACUCAAAGGAUACCCCGACUGGUCGGGUGACCAUCCAAAGGCCGGAAAAAUAUCAGCUGGACGCGGCAAGGGUAUUGCUAAGGAUACUGGACGUGUGAAACCAGUUCGCGCACAUGCUAGAGUUGCUGAAACUAGUGGCAACUCAGCUACUUCUGCUGGGGAGAAAGCAACUGCCGGGGAACCUACGCCUCUGCCGGGUUUUUCAUCAGAAAAUGGAAGGCCUUGAUUACGGCUUUGGGUAAUCCCUAAUCCUCUAAUAGCCGCAUGACUGGAUCGAGUCUCGAGGAAGCUGAUUGGAGUGGAUGAGAGGAGGAAUGGAUUGUACUUUCUUCGAGAAACCAUGGCGGCACAAGCUUUGACUGUUGCUGGGAGGAAUCAGUUUUUAUUUUAUAAUUGGCAUAAACGUAUGGGACACCCCUCUGAAAAGGUGAUGAAUAAACUCGCUCAUAUGAGUGAAUUAAAAGGAUUAUUUACUUCACUUUGUGAUAUUUGUUUCCGUGCUAAACAAAAUAGGGAUUCUUUUCCCGAUAGUGAAAAUAAAACACGGAGUAUUUUUGAAUUAGUGCAUUGUGAUUUGUGGGGACCAUAUAAUACUUCUUCCUCAUGUGGUGCUAAAUUAUUUCUGACAAUUGUGGAUGAUUUUUCUCGGGCUGUGUGGAUAUAUCUAUUGAAACAUAAAAGAGAGGUUUUCACCAUGUUUAUGUCUUUCAUAGCUAUGGUGGAAAGACAAUUUUCAAAAAAGGUGUCUAUAGUCAGGAGUGAUAAUGGAACAGAAUUCAAUUGUUUGAAAUAUUUUUUUCGUGCUAGCGGAAUUAUUUUUCAAACUUCUUGUGUAGCCACACCUCAGCAGAAUGGGUGUGUUGAACGUAAACAUCAACACAUCCUGAAUAUAGCUCGUGCAUUGCGUUUUCAAGGUCACCUUCCAAUCAUCUUUUGGGGGGAGUGUGUUUUAACUGCUGCUCAUCUUAUUAAUCGCACUCCUUCUUCUGUGCUUGCAUUUAAAACUUCUUAUGAAAUUCUGUUUGGCUCCCCACCAAGUUACCAAUCAUUGCGCACUUUUGGUUGUCUUUCUUAUGCUUAUAACAUCAGAUCCAGGGGUGAUAAAUUUGCUAGAAGGAGUCGUAAAUGUAUUUUUGUUGGAUAUGUUUACGGAAAAAAGGGGUGGCAUGUAUAUGAUUUGGAUACUUGUGAGUAUUUUGUAUCCCGGGAUGUCAAGUUCUUCGAAAAUAUAUUUCCUUUUACUAAUCCCCCCUGAAUCCACCCAUGGAAGAUCUAGACAAUAUGGCAUCUACGGAUGACUUUGUUGGCUUAUAUGACGAACCAAAUGGUGCUUCACAUCAGUUGUCAGACAACACUCCUCCUGCGGUUCCUUCUGUGACCGAGCAGCCAUCUCCAGAUCAAUCUGUACCGGACUCACUGGUAGUGGAUCAUAAUGAGGCGCAUGAAGUUGUUUUGGGUCGGGGUCAGCGGGUUAAGCAUCCAUUUGUUCGUCUAAAGAUUUUGUCACUCACACGGUGGUUACACACAAUCCCAUUCCAUCUCACUCCACUCCCGAUGCUUCCUCAGGUACUCCAUUCCCUAUUUCACACUAUGUUAGUUGUGAUAAAUUUUCUAUGUCCCACCGGGUGUUUCUUGCAGCUAUUACAUCCACGAAUGAGCCACAGUCUUACCGUGAGGCUGUUACUGACGCUGGCUGGCGUGAGGCUAUGCGUGCUGAAAUCCAGGCACUUGAAAAAAAUUCCACAUGGACGUUGGUUACUCUUCCUCCUGAAAAACGAGCUUUGGGGUGCCGUUGGGUCUAUAAAAUCAAAUAUAAAUCUGACGGUAGCAUAGAAUGGCUCAAAGCUCGCCUUGUUAUCUUUGGAAACCGGCAGGUGGCAGGACUUGAUUACACUGAAACUUUUGCUCCUGGUGGGGGGAGUGAUAAUGGAACAGAAUUCAAUUGUUUGAAAGAUUUUUUUCGUGCUAGCAGAAUUAUUUUUCAAACUUCUUGUGUAGCCACACCUCAGCAGAAUGGGCGUGUUGAACGUAAACAUCAACACAUCCUGAAUAUAGCUCGUGCAUUGCGUUUUCAAUGUCACCUUCCAAUCAUCUUUUGGGGGGAGUGUGUUUUAACUGCUGCUCAUCUUAUUAAUCGCACUCCUUCUUCUGUGCUUGCAUUUAAGACUCCUUAUGAAAUUAUGUUUGGCUCCCCACCAAGUUACCAAUCAUUGCGCACUUUUGGUUAUCUUUCUUAUGCUUAUAACAUCAGAUCCAGGGGUGAUAAAUUUGCUAGCAGGAGUCGGUUCGUUGCCAAAAUGGUGACGGUUCGUGCUUUUCUAGCCGUUGCUGCCUGUAAGAAUUGGGAACUGUACCAAAUGGACGUUCACAAUGCCUUUCUACAUGGCGACCUUCAGAAAGAGGUGUACAUGACCUUACCUUCUGGCUAUACUACCCAAGAUUCUACUCUGGUAUGUCGUCUUCAUAAGUCCUUGUAUGGUCUGAAACAGGCACCCCGGUGUUCGUUCGCUACGCUUGUGGGCGCUUUGAAAGGUUAUGGAUUCAUUCAAUCUUUUGCUGAUUAUUCUCUAUUUACUCGUACUCGAGGCACCAUUCAGUUGAAUGUCCUCAUUUAUGUGGAUGAUCUUAUUAUUUCUGGCAAUAAUUCUGAUGCAAUUGCUUUGUUCAAAAAAUACUUGAAUGAGUGCUUUCACAUGAAAGAUUUGGGGAAAUUAAAAUUCCUUCUUGGUAUUGAAGUUGCACGCAGUUCUUCCGGUCUUUUUCUUACUCAACGCAAAUAUGCCUUAGACAUUAUUUCUGAGGUCGGAUUACUUGGUGCUAAACCGGCAGCAUUCCCCAUUGAACAGAACGCUGCACUUCGGGUCUCUUGCUCAGGCUACGGGACCCAUCCUCUCGGAUCCAGACAAGUAUCGUCGCCUCUUGAGCCGUCUUAUCUAUCUGGAAGUUACAAUACAUGACCUUGCUUAUGCGGUACAUAUAUUAUCUCAAUUCAUGUAGGCUCCGUGCCUUGAACACUGGAACGCUGCACUUCGGGUCGUCCGCUAUCUUAAAGGAUCGCCUGGUCAGGGCAUUCUUCUUCGUGUGGAUGGUGAUCUCACACUCGUUGGUUGGUGUGACUCUGAUUGGGCUGCUUGUCCUAUUACUCGUAAAUCUCUCUCGGGCUGGUUGGUCUUCCUUGGCCAUUCUCCCGUUUCAUGGAAAACUAAAAAACAAACUAUUGUGGCACGCUCUUCUGCUGAAGCUGAAUAUCGCUCCAUGGCCGCCGCUACUUGUUAAUUAAAGUGGCUUAAAGCUUUGCUUCUC
Cuscuta europaea is the source of this 4967-nucleotide messenger RNA. The record is from the annotation of a GenBank genome assembly. NCBI's taxonomy places the organism in Eukaryota, Viridiplantae, Streptophyta, Magnoliopsida, Solanales, Convolvulaceae.